AUGAAGCCGCACACCAGAGAUUCAUCUAUCACGGUUGCAGUCCGUGUUCGUCCAUUCACAGAAGCUGAACGGCCUUUCUUGGUUCAAAAUCAAGAUGAGAAUGAUCUCUUUUUGGGAGGAGGUUCAUUGGCCCAGGCAUCUUCUAGAAAGUCAGAUGUCUACGAGAGAGAAUCGAUGGCUAAAUUUUUCCCCAAAGGAAUCAGAAAAGUCGUUGAUGUGGUCGACGAUCGAAUGUUGAUAUUUGAUCCAAAUGAGUCCAAUCCACUGAACCAAAUACCCUUAAAUAACCUAUCGUCAAGGAGAGCCAGAAUACGGGAACACAGAUUUAUAUUUGAUAGGUUGUUUGACGAGGACACCACCCAGAAGACAGUUUACGAAAACACCACCAGGCCUCUGCUAGAUAGCAUCUUGGAUGGAUUCAACGCAACCGUUUUUGCAUAUGGAGCCACCGGCUGUGGUAAAACACACACAAUUACUGGAACUUUGGAAGAUCCGGGUGUGAUUUUCCUCACUAUGCAAGAGUUAUUUCAAAGAAUUGAAGAUCUAUCCAACGAUAAAAUCAUCGAACUCAAUCUCAGUUAUCUGGAAAUUUACAAUGAAACCAUCAGAGACUUGUUGAACCCCUCUAUGGAUCAAAGAAAACUAAUACUACGAGAAGAUGAACAGAAGCGAAUUAUCGUAUCCAAUUUGUCAACGCAUCAUCCCGUCUCUGUUGACGAAGUAAUGGAUAUGAUAGUGAAAGGAAACGCAAAUAGAACAAUCUCUCCAACAGAGGCUAAUUUGACAUCGUCUCGUUCACACGCAGUACUUCAAAUCAAUCUAAUGAUCAAAAACAAAACCCCUGACAUAAAUGAGAAUCACAUGUAUUCAACUUUAUCAUUGAUUGAUCUAGCAGGAAGUGAAAGAGCUGCUGCUACCAAAAAUAGAGGUAUAAGACUGCACGAAGGAGCAAAUAUCAAUAAAUCAUUGCUUUCAUUGGGGAACUGUAUUAAUGCAUUAUGUGAUCCUAGAAGACGAAAUCACGUUCCAUACAGAGAUUCAAAGCUAACAAGAUUGCUAAAGUUCUCCCUUGGUGGAAACUGCAAAACUGUCAUGAUUGUCUGUAUAUCACCGUCUUCGGGUCACUAUGAUGAGACGUUAAACACAUUAAAAUAUGCCAAUAGAGCUAAAGAAAUCAAGACUAAACUAAUUCGAAAUCAGCAUAAUUUAACCAGGCACGUUGGAUCCUAUUUGAAGAUGAUCACAGAGCAAAAGCAGGAGAUAAUGGAUUUAAAAUCUAGAGAGUCUAGGGUUGUGGAGAAUGCACUUUUGAAACGAGAAAACGUAGUAAGUUCUUGUCAAGAAGAGUUUUCCAAAAUUUUGCAAGGACUGAAGCACUCUUUGGCAUCAAAAUCCAAUAUUCUAUUGAAUAGGGCAUACUUAUUAGGAUCGCGUCAACUAUGGCAGCUUUAUUCCAAAGCGAUAGAAUCAUUUUUGGAGAACUUGGAGUCCAUCGGCACUGAUUGGGACCAUUUGGUUUCUGGGUUUUCAGAAAUGGUUCGGCUUGUGCAAUCGUUGUCAGCAAAGGUGAACAAAUUAAUUGAAGAUAAUUACAAAGCAUUGCACAGCGAAACAGAGAUCGAACACAUUACAACUGCCAGUUGUCAACUGGAACUAAAAAGGCUUGCCGAAUUAGACGGAUGGACUGACUUUCAUACGACACAAUUCAAUAAUCAAGUUGCCUUACUUAAAGAAUCUUUCGAAAGGGAGGAAAACAUUCUAUCCCAGACAGUUUUUGAGUUGUGUUUACCACAAUUAAAAAGGCUUCCGCUGAUGGAAUCCGACAUAUUUCCGUCCCUUCAUUUUCUUUUAAAACUUGUACAAGAGAUAGAGAGUGAAGAGGUGCAAAAGAAGUUGGACUCAUUGGUAAGAAGAUUUUCGGAUACAAUUUCAGAAGCUUUGCAGUAUGAGUUGAGUUUCACUGUUGAUAAAUCCAACCUUCCCCUGCCAGCAAGUUGGGUAUUUGAGGGCGAGAGCAUUUCGUAUGGUUCAACGCAGUCUACUCAACCAUUAAGAGCAACACCUCCUCGUAUGAAAUUGAGCAAAGAAAAACAAUACAGCUUCUCUCCCAAGACACCGCUUUGGAAAAGGUGGUUCAAUUCACCAAUUAAGAAACCUCAAAGACUAAAGGGAAAGAAAGUCCGAUGGAGCAUGCCCUACACUAACGAAAAUAUACAUGAAGACGGGGAGAAGGAUUUUAACGAAGAUGAUGAAGAGCAACAGCAUAUGGAAACCAGUCUUGAAGAUUCAGACGUAGACAUGGAUAAAUUUGUUGACGCUAUGGAUAUUUCACCGUUGCCAGAUGCCGCAGAUUCGUCAUUUUCUACGGUUAAAGCUUCCAGACAGAGUUCACUAACCACAAGAAAACUAAUUCCGUCCAAACAAAGUAAGAGCCUUCUAAGCUCUUUGAAGAACGCUGAAGCUCAACCAGAUGAAACAGAAAUAGUUCCACCCUUAGGUGCACCCUCACGAAUGAAUUUGGUAGAACCUAAUAUGGUGCUUGAAGAUAAUAAUAAAUAG
Molecule: messenger RNA, 2559 nt
Organism: Komagataella phaffii GS115
Lineage: Eukaryota; Fungi; Ascomycota; Pichiomycetes; Pichiales; Pichiaceae
Product: Kinesin-related motor protein involved in mitotic spindle positioning
Exons: 1
Coding region: 1-2559 (852 amino acids)
Biological process (GO): microtubule-based movement
Molecular function (GO): microtubule motor activity; ATP binding; microtubule binding
Source: RefSeq, a predicted model, not a curated record